AUGGCGACCGAUAUGACGAGCCCCAUCCUGGACGCCCUGUCCGCGUCCGACGCCUCCAUCCUCUCCAGCGAAGCCUUCCCCUCCACCCCCUCACUAAACGUCAAGGCCGCCCUCGACCGUCUAGCCUCCCGACAGAUGGUCGAGUAUGAGACCUUCGAUAAGGAGGUCGCUGUCUUGACCCCCGAAGGUGAAGAGAUCGCCUCGAAUGGCAGUCACGAAGCCAAAGUGUUCCAGGCCGUGUUGGCUGCCAUGGACGGAUUGAAGAUCGCCGAGUUGCCCGGAGUCGUUGGAAAGGAAAACGCCAAGAUCGGUCAGGGCAAUGCUUUCAAGAAGGGCUGGAUCAAGAAGGACAAGGAUCUUCUACGGGCGACGACCGACACCAUCGUGGACGAGACCCGCGAGUUGUUGCUGACGGUCAAGAACACCCAGACUCUGAACGACCAGAAGGCCCUCACAGAUUUGAAGCGGCGCAAGCUGGUCGCCCUGCAAAAGGUCAUCUCCUUCAAGAUCUCUAAGGGUCCCAAGUUCGCGCGCGAGUUCGUCAAGGAGGAGACCGACCUGACCGCGGAGAUGCUCAUGAACGGCUCCUGGAAGACGGCCCAGCUGAAGCCCUACAACUUCAAGGCCAAGGGUGCCCCCACGCCCGCUGGUGCUUUCCACCCCCUGAACAAGGUGCGCCAGGAAUUCCGCAACAUCUUCUUCGAAAUGGGUUUCGAGGAGAUGCCUACCAACCGUUUCGUCGAGACGGGCUUCUGGAACUUCGACGCCCUCUUCGUCCCUCAGCAACACCCCGCCCGUGACCUUCAAGAUACCUUCUACAUCGCCGACCCGGUCAAGGCCGACCCACCCCGCGAGGACCCAGAGAACGACCCUCACCGUCCCAAGUCCAUCCAGCCGGCCUCGAACGCCACCCAGGAGAAGCCCCUCGACUACAAGCAGUACUGGGAGGACGUCCGCCAGGUGCACGAGAAUGGCAAGUACGGAUCCAUUGGUUACCGCUACCCCUGGGAUGCCGACGAGGCGCUGCGGCUGGUUCUCCGCACACACACCACCUCGGUUUCGACAUAUGUUCUGCACAAGCUGGCGGCCAACCCCCGUCCGGCGAGAUACUUCAGUAUCGACCGAGUGUUCCGUAACGAGGCGGUCGACGCCACCCACUUGGCCGAGUUCCACCAGAUCGAGGGUGUCAUUGCCGACUUUGGUCUCACCCUUGGUGGUCUGAUUGGCUUCAUGGAGGUCUUCUUCGCCAAGAUGGGCAUCCACCAGCUCCGCUUCAAGCCGGCCUACAACCCCUACACCGAGCCCAGUAUGGAGAUCUUCGGUUACCACGCUGGCCUUGGUAAGUGGGUGGAGAUUGGAAACAGUGGUAUGUUCCGUCCGGAGAUGUUAGAGCCCAUGGGUAUCCCCAAGGGCAUGCAGGUCUACGGAUGGGGAUUGAGUCUGGAGAGACCUACCAUGAUCAAAUACGGCGUCAGCAACAUCCGAGAACUCCUGGGUCACAAGGUCGAUCUCGGCUUCAUCGAGUCCAAUCCUGCCGUCAGACUUGAGAAGGACUAG
Aspergillus eucalypticola CBS 122712 is the source of this 1557-nucleotide messenger RNA. Its product is annotated as phenylalanine--tRNA ligase subunit alpha. Gene Ontology annotation, biological process: phenylalanyl-tRNA aminoacylation. Gene Ontology annotation, molecular function: tRNA binding; ATP binding; phenylalanine-tRNA ligase activity. NCBI's taxonomy places the organism in Eukaryota, Fungi, Ascomycota, Eurotiomycetes, Eurotiales, Aspergillaceae. Bases 1 to 1557 code for a protein of 518 amino acids. The record is from RefSeq and is a predicted model, not a curated record. Gene Ontology annotation, cellular component: cytoplasm; phenylalanine-tRNA ligase complex; cytosol. The transcript is spliced from 2 exons.